Cherax quadricarinatus is the source of this 1819-nucleotide messenger RNA. RefSeq names its product crustacean hyperglycemic hormone. The record is from RefSeq and is a predicted model, not a curated record. NCBI's taxonomy places the organism in Eukaryota, Metazoa, Arthropoda, Malacostraca, Decapoda, Parastacidae. Gene Ontology annotation, cellular component: extracellular region. Gene Ontology annotation, biological process: circadian rhythm. Gene Ontology annotation, molecular function: neuropeptide hormone activity.
GAGCCGCCGUCACCAGACCGGCUUCACCCGCUGUUAAAGGAAGUACAGGUGGCGUUCUCCGCUCAGCCCUCUACAAUGUCACACUGUGCGGUUACGUUAGUGGUAGUGUUGGUCGUUCUAACGACGUUGUGUUCUGGGCGUUCACUUUCUUCCGGGGAGGUUCAAUGGCUUCUUCAGACGUCCCCCUACAAGAGCUUGCCUCAAGAGUACAAUGUACGAAGGAGAGAUUCAGGUCUUGAAUACCACAGUGUUACUAAGAGAGCAGUCUUCGACUCACAGUGCAAAGGUUUCUACGACCGGGGCGUGUGGGCCAGGUUGAACCGCGUCUGUGUCGACUGUCAGAAUCUCUACAGAUCACCUGAAAUAGAAAACGAGUGCAGAAUGGGCUGCUUCGCUACCAAAUACUUCACUUCAUGUGUGUCCAACCUCCUCCUGCCUGUGGAUGAGUAUCAAGACAUGGCUGCUUUAGUCCGUGGAUCAUAGGCAUACACUAAUAUAUAUAUCAAGUCAGCUUUAGGGGAACAAAUACUUCGGGAAAAUAUUGACUUUCCCCGCCAUCUUCCUCGAAUCUGUUGUCAUGACUUCACAGACCUUCGCACCUACAUGGUUCUUCAGAACAAUCUAGGAAAACUAAAUCUUGGAGAUCUCAGAAGACCUAUGACUGAAGGAUGGUCGAAGACCUAAAUAUCAGAGGUGUUUCAUGUGGUCUCCAUAAACGAGGAAAACAAACGAAGAAUUAUCCACUGACAUACAUUUACUAGAUAAAUGCUUGUAGCAGUGCUUAAAAUAUUUAGCCCGGAAAUACUUCAUUAUUACUGAAUAUAUCUAGUCAAUCCCAUGCAUUUAUAUUUCAAUUAUGUAUUUAUGGGGACCGUCCCUCAGAGUAAUAUAUUUUUUCAAAGCAAAAAAAUGUGUUCCUUAAUGUUUAGGAUUAUUUAGUAAUUAAUGUGUUGGAAAAAGUUUAAUUUAUAAAGUAGCAGCUAAUUUUUCACUACAAAUUUCAGUAUUGUAUUUUCCUGCGUGAUGGCUCAAGUAUGGUUAGGAGACACAAUAUGCUCAAGAAACUGCGAUUAAGACGACGUUUCUCUCAAGGAUGAGCUUUAUAAAGCUCAACCCUGAAAAAAAUGUGAUCUCAGUAAAGACUUUGUCUAUAUAUUGUGAUUUUAUAAUCAGUAAUGUACCAUUCUGAAUCUUUACACUUUAGUAAAUGUAUAACCAGCUGAAGUAUUGCCACAUAGCAUAAGCUUUAGGCAUUCCACAUUAUAACUACCCUCCAACUAUAUUUCAAUUACUUCUAGAUCUACUAAUUAAUCCACAGUAUCUGUAGGCCUAUGCAUGCCUGUGAUCUCCCUUGAUUAUUAGUCACUACACGGGUUUAGUUUUACAUUAUUAUUCAUUUAUAAACUACCAGUUUAUGGGCAUUCUUAAGCCACAGUGUUUUUUCCACUCGCGUCGUCAGCAGAGUUAAAUUCAAUGAGGUAUAGUUGUCAUCUUAAAAAAAAAAACUAUAGCUACUUUUGUGUUGCAUCUCUUGCCUCAAAGUUUCAUUCUAUUGUUCUCGAGGUGCUGACUGACUUUACGAGUUUAACAUCUUGUAAGUUGGAAUGAAAUUUCUGAUUAUGAGAGUCUAUGGCAGCUAAUUUUCCUAGUGCUACCAUGAGUUGUUUGUUCUUGGAUUGUGAGUAUUACCUGCUGGUCUCGGGUAAUAUCUGCACAUAUUAAUUAUUAUUACUGUAUUACAUUGUUUGAUCAUUUUUUACCCUCAUCCCCUUCAAUAAGCUGCUUGUUAUUAUUUAUUAUUAAUGUUAUAAAACUUAAU